Messenger RNA from Hypanus sabinus (Atlantic stingray), 4342 nucleotides. RefSeq names its product ankyrin repeat and death domain-containing protein 1A-like. The coding region runs from base 218 to 1900 and encodes 560 amino acids. Gene Ontology annotation, biological process: signal transduction. The transcript has 15 exons. The record is from RefSeq and is a predicted model, not a curated record. Gene Ontology annotation, molecular function: protein binding. Lineage: Eukaryota; Metazoa; Chordata; Chondrichthyes; Myliobatiformes; Dasyatidae.
CUCCUCUUUUUCCUCCCCAUCCUUUCCUUCCCCUCCCCAGCUCCAUUCCUGCCCUCCCUCUUGCUCUUUCCAUCCCUCCUUAUUCCACUACUCAUUCCCUCUCCCCCUCCUCUUCCUCACUUCACCUGCUCGCUUUCCUCCCCCUCUCUACCUCACUCACUCCUCCUCCUUCCUAUCUUCUCACACCCUCUCUCUGUCUACUCCUCCCUCCCUCCCAAUGACAGAGUCGGAGGCAGACACCAGGCUCUCAGCGGCCUCGCCCCGUCCGUCCGGCUCCCGGUACGAGCCGACGGAGACGGGAGACGAGUGGCAGGCGGAUCAUGGAGGCGGCGGUGAUCGGGGAUGCGGCUUGUGGGUCUCAGUGUUUUCCCCUUCAUCACUGGGGUGGGAGAGCGGGGAGAGGGUAUUGGCAGGCGCGAGAGGAACCGAAGUGUUCCACUCAGAGCAGAGGCUACAGCAGGCUGCCAAGGUCAAUGACACAGCGACGAUCAGGGAGCUGAUUCUGGGCAAGGUGAACCUCAAUGCCAGGAACUCGAUGAAUCGGACGGCCUUGCACUGGGCGGCUCUGGCCGGACACGAGGAGGCAGCCAGCCUGCUCCUAGACUACAACGCGUUGGUAGAUGCCGAAGACAAGUUCGGGAUGACGCCGGUGCUUCUAGCUGCCAGCCAUGGCAACCUGACCAUCCUGCAGACACUGGUGAAAGCUGGAGCAACGGUGACAGCCAGGAACAGGCUGGGACAGACUUUGCUCCACUGCGCUGCCCUGCAGGGACACCCCAGCGUCAUCCGGUAUGUUGCUGAGGACCUCGAGGGGAUCCCUGUAGAUGAUCCGGACCAGAAUGGGAAGACGCCCCUGCUGCUGGCAGCCGAGAGCGGCCACUCGGACGUGCUGAGGCUCCUCCGCGACCUGGGCUGCGAUCUCCGCGCCGUCGACAAGGAGUCCAACAGCGCACUGCACCUGGCGGCGAGACGAGGCCAUGCGGAGCUGCUGCCCUACCUGAUGCCGGCGAUCUGCUCCGAUGCACAGAAUCAGGACGGACUCACGCCACUGCACCUCGCCGCUCAGGCCGGCCAUCUCAGCUGCGUGCAGUUGCUUCUGGACAGCCAAUGUCAGGUCAACGCCGUCAGCUCCCAACACCUCUCCGCCCUGCACUACGCCAUCAGCCACGGACACCUGGACGUUUGCCACCUUCUCAUGCAAGAGGGGAUCGAUGUCAACGCCAAGGGAAACAAGGACCCCUGCCUUCAUCUUGCUGUGAAGCAUAACACCCCCCAGCUCGUCCAGCGCCUGCUCGCGGCCGGCUGCGACAUCAACAUCUGUGAUUCCAGGCAGCAGAGUGCGUUGCACGUGGCCGUGGAGAGGCGCCAGCAACCCAUCGUGGAGCUGCUGCUGAGAGCCAACAUCAACCUCCACCUUCAGGACCAGCAGGGGCACACGGCGCUCGACCGGGCUGUCCGCAGUCAGCACGCUGCCCUGGCUGACAUGAUCAUCAAAGCUGAGAGAUUCCACACCCGAGCUCUGGGUGCUAAUGGACAGACAGAGGAGCUGGACCUGACCUUCAGACACGUGAAGGACCUGACUCGGGUGCGAUCUGUGCUCUGGACUCUGGCCACCAGGCACCAGAAGCCGGGAGACUGGAAGAAGCUGGCCCAGCACUGGGGCUUCUCAGCAAAGCACAUCCAGGCACUGGAAAGCCAGUGGACAGGGAGUAACAGCUACAAGGAGCAUGGGUAUCGGAUGCUACUCAUCUGGCUUCAUGGCAUCAGCAGCCUGGGCAAGCACCCGAUCAAGGAGCUGUAUGAGGGCCUGGUGGAGAUUGGAAGGACCGACCUGGCAGAGAAGGCGCGUCGGCAGGCAGAUGUGGAGCGGGAGCCGGCCAGGAGAUGCGUGGUGAUGUGAGGAUGGCUCUCAGGCCGAGUCUGCACCGUGUCCGAAAGAUCUUGCCGAACUGUUUGGUCGGUGCAACGAUUAUGUCCAAAACCAAGGGGUGAGGUGAUGUAAGACGGCAUCAGGGAGCAAGGAAUGAGAGCACCUACCUGGUCCAGCCGUCAGUCACUUCCACCGACUCAUGAAUAGUUUCUCAUCUCCUGAUUGCUAUAAAUGGACUAAGGAUUCUAAGAACUGUGGAAGGGUCAGUGGAAGCAAAUGUACGUGGCGAAGAGUGAUGGUGAACCAGCUUAGUUACAUUUCAUUGGCCUUCCAUUGAGGAGAAAAUCUCAAACCUACUCGUUACCUUCAGGUGGCAGGGAGGUGACUGUAUCCAACUUGUUCUCUACCCCACGAAUACCUGAUGGGUAUAGAGUGUGCUUCACUCUGUGUCUGACCCCGGGAGUGUGUGAUGGGAUGGUGUGGAGGGAGCUUCACUCUGUGUCUGACCCCGGGAGUGUGUGAUGGGACGGUGUAGAGGGAACUUCACUCUGUGUCUGACCCCGGGAGUGUGUGAUGGGACGGUGUAGAGGGAGCUUCACUCGGUGUCUGACCCCGGGAGUGUGUGAUGGGUCGGUGUGGAGGGAGUUUCACUCUGUGUCUGACCCCGGGAGUGUGUGAUGGGUCGGUGUGGAGGGAGUUUCACUCUGUGUCUGACCCCGGGAGUGUGUGAUGGGAUGGUGAAGAGGGAGCUUCACUCUGUGUCUGACCCCGGGAGUGGGUGAUGGGACGGUGUGGAGGGAGCUUCACUCUGAGUCUGACCCCGGGAGUGUGUGAUGGGACGGUGUGGAGGGAGCUUCACUCUGUGUCUGACUCCGGGAGUGUGUGAUGGGACGGUGUGGAGGGAGCUUCACUCUGUGUCUGACCCCGUGAGUGUGUGAUGGGACAGUGUAGAGGGAGUUUCACUCUGUGUCUGACCCCAGGAGUGUGUGAUGUGACGGUGUGGAGGGAGCUUCACUCUGUGUCUGACCCCGGGAGUGUGUGAUGGGAUGGUGUAGAGGGAGUUUCACUCUGUGUCUGACCCCCGGAGUGUGUGAUGGGACAGUGUAGAGGGAGUUUCACUCUGUGUCUGACCCCGGGAGUGUGUGAUGGGACGGUGUAGAGGGAGUUUCACUCUGUGUCUGACCCCGGGAGUGUGUGAUGGGACAGUGUGGAGGGAGCUUCACUCUGUGUCUGACUCCGGGAGUGUGUGAUGGGACGGUGUGGAGGGAGCUUCACUCUGUGUCUGACCCCGGGAGUGUGUGAUGGGACAGUGUAGAGGGAGUUUCACUCUGUGUCUGACCCCAGGAGUGUGUGAUGUGACGGUGUGGAGGGAGCUUCACUCUGUGUCUGACCCCGGGAGUGUGUGAUGGGAUGGUGUAGAGGGAGUUUCACUCUGUGUCUGACCCCCGGAGUGUGUGAUGGGACGGUGUAGAGGGAGUUUCACUCUGUCUGACUCCAGGAGUGUGUGAUGGGACGGUGUGGAGGGAGCUUCACUCUGUGUCUGACUCCGGGAGUGUGUGAUGGGACAGUGUGGAGGGAGCUUCACUCUGUCUGACUCCGGGAGUGUGUGAGGGAAGUUUUACUCUGUUUGUAAGGCUGUGGUUUGGAGAAUCUGAUGGGGAGGUCUAUCCUGCAUGCAGUACGACCCUUGUGCAUUUCAAAAACAGUCAUGGAGCUAGACUUGUGAUGUGCGAAGUGGUGAUAUCCCUGCUCUGCCACCUGUGUUAAAGUUCAGGUUCACUGUGUGAGAUUGGCACAUGUGGUGUUUCAAUUUACCUCAAAUGUCACAUCUGAAGAGACAUUUGAUUUCUGAGCUAGAAUCUCUACUCGUCAGCCAGUUCACUCCAUGUGAUAUCAAGGAAUGGCUGAGCACCGUUUUGUAUUAAAUCUUCCUGGGCCCAGCGCACUGAUGCAGUCACGAGGAAGGCAUGAUUUCCAUGGGAUGUUCACCUUGUCACUGAUGAACCUCUACAGAUGUUCUGCUGAAAUUGUCCUGACUGGAUGCAUAGGUCUGCUUCGACGAUUGGAGUGCCCAGGAAGGUGUGGUGAGAGCAGUGCCCGGUCUCGGUCAUGUCUACGCGAGGCACCACCCGCACUACCUGGGCCAAGCCAUCUUCUUGCAGCUCCCACCGGGCAGGGUUCCAGAAGUCCCACACCACCAGGUUAAAGAACAGCUACUUCCCUUCAACCAUUUAGUUCUUAAACCCACCAGCACAGCCCUAAUCACCACAGUUUGAUACAGAUCACUUCGUACUUAAAUGGGUUUCUUAUGUUUGAAUGGUUGUCUUGUAAAAGUGUGGUAUAAUUUGUAUGUAUUUCCUGUGAAUGCUGCUUAUCUGAUGCCACAUACCCGAGAUGUUGCUGUAACUUAGUUUUGGACCCGUGCAUACAUGGAUAUGUCUGUAUGACAAUAAAGCCAGCUUUGUCUUUGGA